Molecule: messenger RNA, 750 nt
Organism: Bursaphelenchus xylophilus (pine wood nematode)
Lineage: Eukaryota; Metazoa; Nematoda; Chromadorea; Rhabditida; Aphelenchoididae
Source: the annotation of a GenBank genome assembly
AUGGAAGUCUCAACGGUGGACAUUCAACAACUCUACGACCUGCAGGGUACCCCGAUCAAAGUGGAAUUACAGUCCGCCACCAGAGCCAAAGAGAUUUAUGGAAAUUUGUAUACGGUGGAUCCGGAUACGAGGAAUUUGGUGAUCGCACAAUUCAAUGAGGAGGACAAAGGUGGGCCAGAGGCGAUUUGAAUUUUUUGGAAGACCUUUUGGACAAGAAAAUUGAGAUUUUUGGUAAAAAAUGGAUAAAACAAGGUUUUCCUGGGGUUUUCGAAAUUUUUAGGUCGAAAUUUUUCGACAAUGAUCUCUGCCAUGGCUCAUACGAGGUUUUUAGAACUUAAUAAAGCUAUUUUCUUUCAAAAAUUUUGUUUUUUUUAUAUUACAUUAACAUUUUUAGUGUCUCCAUCCAAGCUCCUCCUAAUUCCAUCAUACUCGAUCAAACUAGUCCAUGAACUCACCGGAAUCGAUGAAUUUCCCGAAACCUCGGGCACUGUGGACAAUCUAAUCGAACAAAUUGACCAACGUUUCGCUCAAAAACCCGAAGAAAAUGAGCCAGAAGGCCUAGUACAAGGUCGAAAGCAAGCUCUAUUGGACCAUUUGAACGCUCAAAAUGUCCCAUUUGAAGAAACCGAAAAGACCAUCAAAGUGGGCCCAGUGAUUAUCGAAUAUCCGUACAACAAACAGAGCAUGAUCUCAGAGAAUUUGGUGGCGCUCGAAAGAACUCAGAAAGUAUUAGCUAAUGUUUUACAGUAA